GUUAUUUGCUAAAUUUCCCUUCCCACAAAAUCCAUAACGUCUCUUUGAUAUACUAAUAUUUCUAUAUCUAUAACGUCUCUCUUUAUAAAGUCUCACCAUUUCUGCGUUUUAUUAAGCUUCAUCUUUUACUAUUCCUCUAUCACCAUCUUCUUCUUCUUCUCACUCUGUUCCAUAUACAAAAAAAAGAAGCUUAUGCUUCAAUCAAAGAAAAAAGGCCUUUUACUUUCAAUGGCAUCACCAGCCUACAGAACUCCAUUGUUAUCCGAAUCAUCAAGCAAAAGCACAAGCAGCAGUGAAUCAGAAGAAAGCCCAGAAACAUCGCGAAGAUUUCAAGAUUUCCAAUUAUUAGAUCUUCAAUUCAAGAUUUCAAGAAUCCCCAUUUCUUGUUUCCACUCUUACAAAUCCCUUGCUGUUCUUUCAGGCCAUGUAGGAACAGUUUCUUGUUUAGCCCUUUGUGGGGAAUUCAUCCUCAGUGCUUCUCAAGGUAAGGAUAUUAUUGUUUGGCAACAGCCUGAUUUACGACAAUUUACGAAAUUUGGAACAGGGGAUGGCUCUGUUAAAGCACUUGUCACUGUUGGAAACAAAGUUUUCACAGCACAUCAAGAUUCAAGGAUUCGUGUAUGGAAGGUUUCGAGAAGAUCUGAAAAUGUUUUCAGGUUUAUUGAUACAUUGCCCACAACAAAAGAUUAUCUUGGGAAUUUUAUGAAACAGAGUAAUUAUGUUCAGACAAGAAGACAUCAUAAGAAAUUAUGGAUUGAACAUGCUGACAGCAUUUCUUGUUUAGCUGUUUGUAAUGGUUACAUUUAUUCUGGUUCCUGGGAUAAAAGUUUGAAAGUUUGGAGAAUUUCUGAUCUGAAGUGUUUGGAGUCAAUUAAAGCUCAUGAUGAUGCUAUAAAUGGAUUAGUUGCUAGUAAAAAUGGGGUUGUUUAUUCAGCUUCAGCUGAUGGAAAGAUUAAAGCUUGGAAAAGUGGUGGUGGUAGUACACAUUCACUUAAGGGUAUUUUGGAGGGUCAUAAAGAUGUUUCUUUGAACUCUGUGGUGGUUUCUGAAGAUGGGGUUUUUGUCUAUGGUGGAGGGUCAGAUGGGUAUGUGAUGGGGUGGGUAGGUAACAAGAAUCUUGAUAGUUGGAAACUGAUAUGUGAAGUGAAAGCACAUGAAAUGGCUGUUUUGUGUAUGUGUUUAAUGAUGGGUGAAUUCUUGUGUAGUGGAUCAGCUGAUAAGAGUAUUUGUAUAUGGAAAAGGGAAAUCAAUGGAGGGUUGUUUAAAUUUGGUGUUAUUAAAGGACAUGAAGGACCUGUUAAGUGUUUACAAGCUUCAACAGGUAGUGUAGGGGGUGGAUUCAUGUUGUAUAGUGGAAGUCUUGAUAAAAGUCUAAGAGUUUGGUGGAUUCCAAAGUAUGAUGAUAAUGAUGAGAAAAAGGACUCAACUCAUCUUUGAUCCCAAAGUGAAAAUUUUCUCAAGUUUUUUGUCAGUUGAAGAUGCACUGUUGCCUCUUUGUUUUUUGUUUUUUACAGUGUGGACAGUGCUUAUAGUUGUUUUUAUGAAGUUAUACUGUGCAUUUGAAAGAGUUCAUUUUUCUUUGUUGUUUAGUGUUAUUGUGUGAACUAUACUACCUCAAAGGAUAUCUGAGGUUGAAUUCGUUGUUUUGCUGAUAGGCUGAGGAAAAGGCAAAUGAUGUUUUGGAGGAAAUGCA
Messenger RNA from Solanum dulcamara, 1693 nucleotides. Its product is annotated as protein JINGUBANG. The transcript has a single exon. NCBI's taxonomy places the organism in Eukaryota, Viridiplantae, Streptophyta, Magnoliopsida, Solanales, Solanaceae. Bases 193 to 1437 code for a protein of 414 amino acids. The record is from RefSeq and is a predicted model, not a curated record. Gene Ontology annotation, molecular function: protein binding.